CUGCCAUUAAAGGGACCGAUCCAUAUAAUUUAAGAAGGUUGUCUCGUGAGAUGCAUAUUUGUGAGCUAACACUCACGCAGAUGAACUAUGUAUCUGAUCUUAAUUCUACAAAGACUAUCGAAUGCAUGUUUUUAAAACUCCCGUUACACCUGCAAAGAGAAUGGGUUAAAGUUGCGUGUAGAAUUCUUAAGACAGGUAGAGAACCUUCAUUCAAGGACCUUUGUGAAUUUGUGAAAGAGCAGUCAGACAUUGCUAAUACUAGGUACGGCUUACUUGUCAACCGCGGUAGUAAUAGUGGCAAUAAAGAUGUUGGUGUUUUAAAAAGGAAAAUUAGUACAGAUUACAAUGCAGCAAGAAUAUCUUAUGCGAGUGCUAGUGAUGAUAACGCUCUCUUACGCAGUUCAUCUUGUUUGGAGUGCUCCAGUAAUCAUUCUUUAGAUCAAUGUCAGAAAUUUAAAGACAAGAAGGUUAGAGAAAGGAAGGAAUUCGUUCUUAGACACAAGUUGUGUAAUGUAUGCCUGAAGGCAAACCACGUAGCAAAAAACUGUCGAUCGCCGAGAUCGUGUGCUGUCGAAGGGUGUGGCUGGAGACACCAUACCUUGUUACACGAGUUGCGGGAAGAACCAAGGAAUACUAAUAUUGAUGCACACAUUAACACCCAGCUAUGUACGGAGAAAAGUGUUGAGCGUGUACAGAAACAAGCAGCAUUCGCAAUAGUGCCUGUACUGGUAAGAAAUGGAGAAAAGGUAGCACAGACUUGCGCCUUCUUAGAUAGUGGGUCGGAUGCCUCGCUUAUUACAGAAGAUCUAGCUAAAAGGUUGAAUUUAGAAGGAGAGCCUAAGACGAUUUCGUUGAAAACGUUGGAUAACCAUUCCACAAUUCAGUGUAAAGAGGUUCAACUAGAGGUUUCCUCCUUAGACUCGUCUUCGUCAUUUAGAAUCCCAAACGUAUGGACAGUCGAGAGAUUACCUAUGUUGCGCAGGACGGUACCAACGACGUCUCAAAUGAAAUCCUGGACGCAUUUAAAAGACAUAAGUUUUCCUAGAGUAGAGGAUGAGAAUGUCAAACUGUUGAUCGGGUGCAACGCACCGAGUGUACACGAAAUGAAAGAGUUAAGAACUGGAAAGUCGAAUGAACCAUUCGCCGUGAAGACUCCGUUAGGUUGGACGCUGUUCGGUUCCUAUAGGAAACCUUGUGAAAGCAAUUGUGCACUCAACCACCUCUCAGCUAAAGAGGAAUUAGAGGAUAAGUUCGAACAGUUGUACUCAACUGAAUUCAAAGAUCCAUUUAGUCGUACUAUAUCGAUGUCUGUAGAAGAUCGUAUAGCACUCAGUGCUAUAUCAAAUUCAGUACAAAGGUUAAACGGGCACUAUCAAAUAGCUCUACCUUGGAGGCACAACCACGAGUUACCUAAUAACAGAGAAUUAGCAGAACGUAGACUUAGCUGUUUGAAAGGUAGACUUAUUCGGGAUAAGAAGUUGUUCCAAGACUAUGUAGACUCCAUGACUCGGUAUGUAGAACGAGAUUACGCUGAAAAGGUAAACGAUAACCACUCUGAUGGGCGAAUUUGGUAUCUUCCUCACCAUCCAGUCUUCCACCCCAAGAAACCUAACAAGCUAAGAAUAGUGUUCGAUUGUGCAGCUCAGUAUGCUGGAACGUCUUUAAAUAAGAGCCUUUAUUCUGGGCCUGAUUUAGUCAAUAACCUAGUAGACGUUUUCACCAGGUUCCGGCAACGACCAGUAGGUCUUACGGCGGACAUUGAAGCCAUGUUCCAUCAAGUAAUAGUUCCGCCGCAUGAUCGAGAUGUUCUUAGAUAUUUGUGGUGGCCAGGUGGAGACUUAGAAAAGGAACCCGGGAUCUAUAGAAUGAAAGUUCAUCUGUUCGGGGCAACUUCAUCGCCAUGUUGCGCCACCUUUGCUUUACAGAAAACGAUUUCUGAUAAUCAAGAUAAAUUUCCCAGGGCUGUUACGCAAGCAGCUAAAGAACAGUUUUAUGUGGAUGAUUUAUUGAUAAGUGUGGAUACCAUAGAAGAAGCCAAACGGACAUAUUCGCACUUUAAAAGACUCCUAAGUUUGGGAGGAUUUAACUUAACUAAAUGGACUAGUAAUAGCGUUGAAGUGCUGGAGUUCAUUCCAGAAGGAGACCGUGCUGAAGGAAGCAUUACUGUCUGUGAGUCCAGUGAGACAAGUAAACGAACUCUUGGAAUAGAGUGGAACGUCCGAACAGACGAGUUAUGUUUCAAAGUUCACGAAUUUCACGGAAACCCACCAGAAGGAAUGUUUUAUCGUAUGUAGCAUCUAUCUUUGAUCCAAUUGGGUUUGUGGCCCCAGUAAUAUUGCCGGCUAAAGUGAUCUUACAAGAUACUUGUCGUCAGAAACUAGACUGGGAUGCCGAGUUACCCAUAGAUUGUCAAACAAAGUGGAAUAAUUGGUGUAGACAUAUAAAAGGGUUAGACCACUUAAGGAUACCAAGGUGUUUGAAACCAGGGUUUGAACCAUCAUCUGCGCAAAUUCAUUGUUUUGCCGACGCCUCCGAGCUUGCGUAUGGUGUUGUUGCGUAUAUUCGUUACGAAAGUGUUUCUGGUCAGAUUCAUUGUUCAUUCCUGCUAGCUAAGUCUAGGGUUGCUCCUCUAAAGCUUGUUACUAUACCCAGAAUGGAAUUAACGGCCUGUGUUCUGUGUGCUAAGAUUGGAAGGCACGUAAGGGAACAGUUAAGUAUCCCCAUUUCGUCAGUCAUUUAUUGGACCGAUUCGACAGUUGUGCUUCAUUGCAUAAAAAAUACGACUAAAAGGUUUGAAAGGUUUGUGAGUAACAGGUUAGAAACUAUACACGAGUUGUCUACGCCGAGCCAAUGGAGAUAUGUGAAAGGUAAAUUGAAUCCUGCAGAUCACGCGUCUCGUGGAUUAUCACUAAAUGAUAAGGCUAAGGUAAGAGAGUGGUUACAAGGGCCGAGAUUCUUGUGGGAGGAAGAAAAUAAGUGGCCUAACCUAGAAAAGAUUGAGAACACUAUAGCCCAUGUAUUGACAGAGGAUUUCGAACUCCAAGACACGAUGAUGAGUUCCUAGAUCGAUUUCGUACGUGCAAGUCGUGGUCCAGACUUCUAAGGGUAUUUUCAUACUGCAGACGGCUUAUCAAUAAUAUGUUAAACAAGAGGAACGGAAAUCGUCUAACCUUAGGCGAGCUAAGUGCUGAGGAUAUCGAAAAUUCGAAGAGUGACAUAAUUAAACUAGUCCAAAGUAUCGCGUACCCGGCCGAAAAAAGAAUUCUAAACAGCGCACCGUUGACGCUCGGAGAAAACGCUUUUAGACAGCAAAAAGGUCAAGAAGCAAUGGACGAGGUGAACAGGAGAAAAAAAUUAAUUCGUCAAAGUUCUAUAAGAAAUCUCAACCCCUUUAUGUUUGAAGGCAAAAUCCACGUGGGAGGACGUUUGCAGUUAUCAUGUUUACCCUUUGAAACCAAAUAUCCGAUUAUUCUUCCUAAUAAUCAUUUUGUUACAGAUAUGAUUAUAAUGCGUUAUCAUGUGAUUAACGCACAUGUUGGAGUUACUCAAACUCUGAGUAGUAUUCGUGAGGAGUAUUGGAUUGUUAGAGGAUAUUCUACUGUUCGGAAGGUUCUAAAACGAUGCUAUUUAUGUAGAAGACUUUAUCCUAAACCAUGUUCCCAACUAAUGGCACCGUUGCCGGAAUACCGAGUAGAGACUCAUUCGCCACCCUUUAGUCAAGUAGGUGUGGAUUAUUUCGGACCGUUCUAUGCCAAGCGUGGUAGAGUUGUCGAGAAACGUUAUGGCUGUUUAUUCACCUGCUUAUCUAUUAGAGCCGUUCACAUCGAAAUGGCCUAUUCUUUAGAUACGGAUUCAUUUCUAUGCGCAUUAACGAGAUUUAUUGCCAGAAGAGGAUGUCCAAAGCGUAUUUUUAGUGAUAACGGCACAAACUUCCGAGGUGCAGAUGCCAGUUUGAGACAGAUUAUACGUUCCUGGAAUACUAAUAAAAUAGAAAACCACCUUAAAGAACGAGAAUGUGAGUGGCGUUUUAACCCACCUAGAGCAAGUCAUCGAGGUGGUGUGUGGGAACGCAUUAUAAGAUCAAUUAGAAGAAUCUUAAGAGUGCUUUUAUUCCAAAACGUGUUGACCGAUGAAACUCUGCAAACCUUCUUAACUGAGGCGGAACGGAUACUGAAUGACAGACCUCUGGUUAAGAUGACAGAUGACCCUGGUACCCUAGAAGCUCUUACUCCGAACAAGUUGUUGUUGAUUCAUAAAAAAUUAUCAUUCGACGAUGCUUCGGUGGAUAAGACGUUAUUAUACAACAAAAGAUGGAAAGAAGCUCAAAGACUAACCGCCGCAUUCUGGAAUAGAUGGAUAAAAGAAUAUUUACCGACUCUUCAAGCAAGAGACAAAUGGUUGGACGUACACAAGAACUUACAACCGGGUGACUUAGUCCUCGUUAGUAACGUCGAAAUGAAUAGAGGUCUAUGGCCUAAGGCUAUAGUCGAGCAAGUAAGCUAUGGCCCGGACGGACGAGUCCGCACGGCAAAGUUGAGAACUUCAAACGAAGAAAUCGUCAGAGAUGUGCGAAGCCUAUGCUUGCUGGAAGAAGCCGGUUGUCUGAAAGCGACGACGGCCCUGGACAAUGGACGUGGUGCGCGUUUCGGGGGGAGUGUAAGAUGUGAUCGAUAAACGAACCACCAAUAAUAAAGGGAAACGCCCACCACCACAUUAACUCCUUUUGACCUUGUACGACUGUAUCUUUUUAUUAGCCAAUCACAGUUUAAUGUUCAUUGUAAAACAAUAUUUGCUUGUUGGCUCAUUCUUCCUAUUCUCUGGCUACCGUUCGGU
This is a messenger RNA of Schistosoma mattheei, 4833 nucleotides long. The record is from the annotation of a GenBank genome assembly. NCBI's taxonomy places the organism in Eukaryota, Metazoa, Platyhelminthes, Trematoda, Strigeidida, Schistosomatidae.